AUGAAAAGCCUCUCACUCCAGGAAAGCAUCCGGCAUGAAACAUUGUUUAUGCGCUUUCAGCCAACGGGACUUUGCCGUUUAGCAAAGCACGCGUGCCACUGCACCAUGCAGUGCUCCGAAGAGAUGCAGGGGCAGUUUGGUGCAAGGUGCUUCAGCUCAUCCCAAGCAGUCCUGGAAAGAGGCGGUGCCACAACUUUGCAAAAAAUCCUUUUGUUCCUUGGCGCUCGUCGCCGCGAUGUGGCUGAGCAAAUGGCACCAACAAAGGAAAGCAAGGUUUGCCUCGUUCAGAUUGCGUGCGGCUCACGGAGCAGCACGCCUGGAGCUUGUCAUGUUCCCGCCAAUCAGGCAACAGCCCUUGCGCGGUCAGGAUUGAAACCGUUGCGGUGUCUUGAUGGGAGAGUCAUGCUUGGCAGGAAGGUUGCCAGGCCAAGUAUGGCUCAGCCUCCAAGCAAAGCCGCGCUUAAAACCCUCCCAAGUUGUUGGGGAACACGUUUAUGUCGUGCUGCCAAUGUCUCCUCAUCGUGCUUUGCAGCACUGAAGACGGCAGCGCAUGCCAUUGCAGGCAUUGUUGCAAGCUUGCAACCUUUGAGCUAG
This is a messenger RNA of Effrenium voratum, 594 nucleotides long. Lineage: Eukaryota; Dinophyceae; Suessiales; Symbiodiniaceae. The record is from the annotation of a GenBank genome assembly.